GAAUGAGAGGGACAUUGGAGGAGGUGUGGGGGGAGGACAAGAGGGAGCAAGCAGCACCAAGAGGUUCUCCCUCAGAGAGUGGAAGAGGCAGAGGCACAGAGGUAGAGGGAUGUCAUCAGUGGCAGUUCACCCCCUGUCCAUCCCUCACUCUCGUUCCCCCUCUCCUUGCUCCUCUUUACCUCUCCUUGAGACCAGAGAAGAAACUCGAUUGGUGCUUGAAGCUUUCCUCCGCCAGUCUCUUACAGUCCCCCUAGCUCAACGCCCGGGCCGAGUCGGUGGGGCAUACAAGGACCACAGCAAGUUCAGUGUGGGUGGGAGGGAAAGCCGGAAGAGGGUUGAGGAUGGCUGGGACUCUCUGGAUGAGCAGAUCAGUGCAGCAGAGGAAAAGAAACAUGGUAUCAAGGAUCUAAUAAAAAAACGACUACGACGCCACUCCACCAAGACGCGAUCUCUGAAGAAAGAUGCUUCAAAGGCUGAAAGUGUUCAUAGCCAUCAGAAGGAUGGCUCUCUUGAUGUGGACAGCACACCAGGCCAAUCAAAGCUGGAGGUUGCAGUAUGCUCCUCUGAUGAAGAGGGUGGGAAAAUUGAAGACAAAAAGAAGAAGAAGAAGAAGUCCCCCUUUUCCACUCUCAUCAGGAAAUUAAAAGCCAAGAAGGAGGAGCCGGAGAAUCCAGACCUGGAACCCAAGAGGCCAGGUUCUUUGCCAUUAAGACCAGAGGCAGAGCCUGAGAUGACAGCUGUUUCUCCCACUCACCCUCCGGAGUUCUAUGAGGAAGUGGCGGAGACCUUAGUUAAAAUUGCUCAGAAACAGGUGCCAGUGAAGCUCUCCCCUGUUGGCCCACCUACCCCCACGACUGAAUCCAAUGAGAAGGAGAUAGUGGUCAAUCAGUUGGUCCAGGUUUUAUCAAUGCAAGGGGAUGCCAUCAACAACAAGAUCGAGUCAGAUCCCUUUCUGAGGUCCUCUUUGGCCCGUCUCUCCUACCCUUCCUUUGCCAAGUUGCUUGAUACCUUUGCCAAUCAGACGGAGGCUCCAGUCCCUGCUCCGGCCAGUCCCACUCUGUCCAGGGUUGCUGUGACAAUGGAGGUGUCACGGCGUGUCAUUACAGCCACAGGGACACAGAGGAUGCGUGGGUUCGCAGAACAGUACAUGCAGAACUUUGCCCCCUGGGUGCAGCGCCAAGGCGGAUGGGAGAAGAUUGUCCAGUUAGAGGAUGUCUCUGAGUACGACUGACUGACCAAAACGUCCGGGCAGCAUGGAAUAGGUCACUCUACCUCUUUUGAGCAUGAACUCUGAAUUAUGAACUCUCACAUGUUUCCUGACAUAUAAAGAAAUUAGACAAGUGGAUCCAGAUAAUCAUGUAGAUUAUCUCUGUGGUGCUGUAAUGCUGUCCAAAGAGGGAAGAAGCACAGUGACUGAGUGCAUCAACAUACAGCUUGUUCCCCAAAACUGACCAUCACUGGUGUCCCAUGUCAAAAAUGUACCCGUGGUAUUGUUAAA
This is a messenger RNA of Megalops cyprinoides (Indo-Pacific tarpon), 1498 nucleotides long. Its product is annotated as apoptosis facilitator Bcl-2-like protein 14. The record is from RefSeq and is a predicted model, not a curated record. Lineage: Eukaryota; Metazoa; Chordata; Actinopteri; Elopiformes; Megalopidae. Bases 110 to 1231 code for a protein of 373 amino acids. The transcript is spliced from 8 exons. Gene Ontology annotation, biological process: regulation of apoptotic process.